UAAUAAAUAAAACAGAAGGGGUGUUUGCUUUAACAGUACUGUGACUUGCUACUUUAAAAUACUAUUGAAGAGCAGUAUCAAGAGAUCUUUUUCCAUACAACACACAAUGAGCUGUCCGGGCUUUGGUGAAGUUAACAUACCCUCUUCCCGGGCCUUCUGGGAUGAUUGCGAGGAAGACGAAUUUGAGAGCAUUGAGCCGGCCACAAAGUCGCAGCUGAAAUUUACUGUUGGUGCGGAAGAAGCACCAUUCGCUAGCGAGCUUUUCGUACUUGUCGAAGGACCGCACAUUAAAGAAUUUUGCAGUGGCGCGCUGCUUCAGGACGCAAAACCCAUUUGCGAUAUACCAGCCAAAACUUCAUCUUUGCAUUGGAACGCUUCAAAGGGACAAUUGCUGGCCGCACUGGAAGAGGAUCUGACUAGCAGUGGCGAAGUCACUGAGCUGCUCAUACCUUAUGCACAGUUGGCUAAACGCGUGCUGACCAUCACCAUAAAGCCCAAGGUAGACUACAAAAGUGAGGUGAUCGGCAGAUACAGUGGGCACGUGGCCAUAGUGCAUAGCGUAGGGGGCAAAGGAGACGAUAAAGCUGUGACCGAGCUAGAGGCACCCAACUUUAUAGCUGGCGUAGCAGCAGGCAUUGCGAGCUGGCGCAAUCAGAUGGAGUUGCCGGUCAGCUCUUAUGUUAUUUACACUGACAAGCUGCCAUUGGAUGUAAUUGCUGCUCAGCCAGUGCUCAAGCUGUUGCAGAAGCUUGGCGUACCGUGCACCGAACGUUAUAUUCCACCAGCCAAGGAUACCUCCUACUUGUAUAUGUAAAAAUAGUUAACAUAAGCUAAGGUGGCUGUUUAUAUUUUAAUUAAAGGUUGCGGUUGCAAGAAAAAUUAC
This is a messenger RNA of Drosophila novamexicana, 883 nucleotides long. RefSeq lists its product as uncharacterized. Gene Ontology annotation, biological process: proteasome core complex assembly. Gene Ontology annotation, cellular component: endoplasmic reticulum. Gene Ontology annotation, molecular function: proteasome binding. The record is from RefSeq and is a predicted model, not a curated record. The coding region runs from base 107 to 814 and encodes 235 amino acids. The transcript has 4 exons. NCBI's taxonomy places the organism in Eukaryota, Metazoa, Arthropoda, Insecta, Diptera, Drosophilidae.